Notodromas monacha is the source of this 3790-nucleotide messenger RNA. Lineage: Eukaryota; Metazoa; Arthropoda; Ostracoda; Podocopida; Cyprididae. The record is from the annotation of a GenBank genome assembly.
AUGAGAAUGCCGGUCCAACUGGCUGGACCCAGUCUUGGGUCAUUGAGGCUGUCGAAUGGUGGCAGGGGUGGUGGAGGUGGCGGUGGUCUCAUGUCAUUCCUGAGAAUGAGUGUCUGCCAAGGGAACUGUUCUGGUCGUGGGGACUGCCUGGAUGGUGUGUGCUUCUGUGAAGUGGAAUUUGGUGGAGAUGCUUGUCAGGAGCCCAACAGGAACUACUUUAUCGCCUUCGCGUCCAUCUUCUACGUCAUGUGUGCUGUAUCCAUGGGUCAGCUACUGGUUUACACUUGGGCCGAGUUCCAACGCAUGAAGGCGCCGUCAUUUCGGAUCGUUUUCCGGCCCACAGUGCAAAAAUCUCUCUACUUCAUCAUCUUCCUCGCUUCUGCCCUCAGGGCUGCUUACUUUUCUGCGCAGGAUACAGCGUCAAGUUGCUGGGCUUCUUCUCUGCUUGGUGCGUAUUACGCUGUCCUACUGACUGGUUCGUCUCUGAUUGUGUGCUUUUGGGCGGAGGUGUUCCAUCUGCCUGGAAUGAGGUGCGAAAGACCGAGGUUUCUCGGCAAGUCCACCAUGGGAUUCCUGGCUUUCAAUGGCAUCACGUACACCUUGUUGCUGGUGGAAGUGGUGGUGUUGCACAUGACGCCUGAUGAAGCCACGCAAUUGUACUUGGUGCAGAUUUUCAACAGCGGCUACGCUGUGCUCAUGUUCAUCGUGGUCAUCUUCUUUCUCAUCUACGGCGUCGAAGUCUACUUUAAAGUGAGAGGGGGAUUUCUGAGGCACACCAGAGCAGCAAGACUGAAUCGGAAGCAGUCGUCGAGGGUUCUCAUGAGGAAGAAGAAGAAGCAUUCGGAAGCUGAUGAAACGGCUGCGAAUCCCGAGGAAUUGUCUGAGCUGAAAUCGACGACGGAGACGGCUGCCGUUGCGUCUCCGUCUUUCAUCGAACUUCCCGUUACUCCAAUUCCGGCGGUUCAAACUGCGUUGGAAGAGAUGAACAAGGUGCCCCUGGUGAAGCUCAGUUUGGACUCGAACCAACUUCAGCAGAGUCGCUUUGGCCUGGUGUUUCAGGCUGUGAUUUUGCUGGCCACGGUCUGUUUCUUGCUGUCUGACAUCCUCGGGGACUUUUGGAAAGACAAGGUCCCAGUCGUGAGCAGAAAUUGGCACGCGGUGGUUUUUCGCCUGCUGGAGUUGGCCGCUGCUUUGUGGUUCCCUUGCGUGCUUUGGAAUUGCAUCAGGCCGGACGAGUUGUGGAUUCUGAAUCCGAAGAAGAUCAUCAAAUUCGUCCCGAAUCCGACGCGCUUCAACGCCAGAAGCAUUUGUCGAAACGGAGCUUCGUUCGACUCCGACGUUUUCGCCGGUUGGGAAGAUGAAGUCAAUGGGCCCACUGCCGGCAGCAAGGACUCGGAGGUGGCCAAGGCGGAUCGAAGUGACGGUGAGGUCGAGUGUUGGAUUUGCUACGAUGCCGACGCUGGCCCGCUUAUACAUCCCUGCAAUUGUCGCGGUGGGGUCGGAGCUGUGCACCACGACUGUCUCAAGCGGUGGCUGGUGGAGUUGGCUGGAGCCGUGAACUUGGAGGAGCAGCAGUUGUGUUGCCGAGUGUGCGGAGCUGCGUACCAAGUGGAAGUGCAGGCGCCUGGGGCCCACCAGUUGCUGUUGCGCAGCGGGAGCGUGCUGGUUGGUGGCGGCUGCGACGGGCGCCACUGGGCGCAGAAGGCCGGCAUGGUCGUGGCCAUGGUCUCGGCGUCGGCCGGCACUUGGGCCGCCUUUCAACUGCCCGAGGCCACGACCUGGAUCAAGCUCUCCGUCACUGGCUUUGCAGCGAUCGUCUACUAUGUCUGUCUUCGCUUCAUGGGCUUCUCGGUGUUCAAGGCCUACUACGAAGCCCGGGUUCGGGGCAUCAAGAUCCUGGAUGCUGCAUCUCCGCAACUUGCGCCGCAAAGUCCUUGCGAUGGAAGAAGCAUUGCGAGAACGUCGAUUCCAGAAACAGUCAACAUAUUGGAUGUACGAAGCAUGGAACGUGCAAAAGCUGGAGCAACAUUUUCACCGAAUCAUGUUCCUUACAUUCGCAUCAUGGAUCAACAGUUGAAGCAGGUGCCACACUUUUCCGGUCCAAGUGUUUCAAACCAGGUGUCAGACUUGAGAGACAGACUAGACCAGAUAGUGUCCCUGAGGAAGAUGAUGGAAGCCAGAGUUGCACUGAGCAAGUCACAGAGCUCAUCUGCAGCCAUGUUGGAAGCAGCAAAUGGCUCCCUUGCAGAACACAUUGAUGUCAGGGAAGAGGAAUUUUUUGAUGCCAUUGCCAGAGUUGAAUCCAUAGUCAUGGAUUGUAUUGAUAUGAGCUCACAACUUCCAAAUGGUGUCAUCAGUGAAGAACAAGAGUGGAUGCAUGAUGGAUUGAAAACUAUCAGCAAAUUGAGAAGUGAAACCCAGUUGUGCUUCAGUGUGAGAAGCACAGCAAAUGGAACAUACCCUCUGAGUGGCCAGGAGAAGAGUAAUCUUCACCAUUCAGUGCAGAUGUCGCUCACUGUUCUCAAAACCCUACAGAACAAGUUCUCCCUUCUGAGGGACAAGAUGAAAAGCUUGACUGGCUCCCAUUACACAGAAUCAAUCGCAAGUUUAAGCAUGGACAUGAAAGAGAGAUACAACAGCAGUGAUGAUGCAAUUUUGCCAAGAAUUGCUGCUGGUUCCAGCAUUGUCAGAUCAGCUUCAGCAACUACAUGGUCUGGUUAUGACUUUGCUGAUGGUGUAGAAGGCAGCAUGUCUGUCAAACCUGAUGGUGAUGGAGUCCAACAACAUUCCACCAGGGCACUGGUCACCAAGUCAGCUGAGUUCAACCAGCGCAUUCAUGCCUUGAUUGGCAAUCACCAGCACAUUGCAGAUGAACUCCCUUCAUCAACAUGUUCCUCUUCCCAGGACCCUUUUGCAGACUAUGUAGAAACAGCUCUGACUGCUGAUGAUGCUGCCAUGAUUGCCAAGUUAUUGUGUGCUCAAACACCAGCACCAUCAGCAUUGCCAACAUCAGAUAUUGGUGCAUUAGAACCAUGUCCUUCUACUGAUGAGCCUGUUGUUGUUGGAUGUAAAGACCCAAGCUGGUGGCAGCACUGCUCAGCUUGUUUGGCUCUGCCCAAUGGACCCACAGUUGGGUUCCAUGACUGGCGCCAAGUCUGUCUGAGUUUGCACUCUGAUGGAGACCAAGGUGGAGGAGGUGAAUGGUGGAUCCUGGGUGCCACCAAGUACCUGAUUCUCUUCCUUGCUGGCUACUGCUUAUCCAUGUGGGUGGUGGAGUAUGGCUUGUCCACAGAAAGAACCAUGGUACCAUCUUGAGUCAUCAUCAGAGCACCCCCAUUUCCAAAACACUCAUUUCCUGGUCCAUUUUUUGGAUUCCAUUCUUGAAAAAAAAAAGAGAAUUACUGAGGAGUUGUGUGUUCCAAUUAAAAUGGCAACCUCCUGAUGGUCCUUUUUCUGCAGUUUAUUCCACUCCUGCGCAAAAUGGAAUAGGGUGUCCCUGAAUGGAAGAUGGAUUUCAGACCUGUCUUUCUUGCUUCUGUACUAAAUUGAUGAAUGCAAUCCCCCUCUGCAGAAAAACAGAACAGCAGAUUGUUCUCAUCCCUGGCAGAAAAACACCUCACCUGGGAAACAAUGAAAAAGAGAAAUUGAUUGAGUACCUUUGACAACCCCAGCAAAUUGCUGGAUGUGAGGGGGAAGGAAAUAGGAACUGAAUUUCUUAUUAAUGUUCAUUGCCCUGAACUGAUCUUUGUGGUGGUGGGAAGAAAUUAUAAGAGAUGGAGUGGAGGAAAAA